Corylus avellana is the source of this 804-nucleotide messenger RNA. Its product is annotated as putative aquaporin NIP-type. Gene Ontology annotation, molecular function: channel activity. NCBI's taxonomy places the organism in Eukaryota, Viridiplantae, Streptophyta, Magnoliopsida, Fagales, Betulaceae. The record is from RefSeq and is a predicted model, not a curated record. Gene Ontology annotation, biological process: transmembrane transport. Gene Ontology annotation, cellular component: membrane.
AUGUCUUCACAAGAUAUCACAAAGGUUGAAGUAGAGGACGACUCUUCUUUAAACACUAAUGGAAAUUCGGGAGUGUGCAAUUCAUCUGAGAUGGUUCAGCUCGUUCAGAAGGUAAUAGCUGAAGUCAUUGGGACGUACUUCUUAAUUUUUGCUGGAUGUGGGUCGGUCGCGGUCAAUAAGAUAUAUGGUUCAGUAUCAUUUCCCGGAAUUUGUAUAGUAUGGGGUUUGAUUGUCAUGGUCAUGAUUUAUUCUGUUGGUCAUAUCUCCGGCGCCCACUUUAAUCCGGCAGUCACUAUCACUUUUGCAAUCUUUCGACGAUUCCCUCUCAAACAGGUGCCUCUAUACAUCGGGGCGCAAAUGAUAGGAUCAAUUCUUGCUAGUGCCACGUUAUGUGCUGUUUUUCCUAUAGAUAAAAAAUCUUUCUUUGGAACAACACCAGUUGGAUCCAAUUUUCAAUCUCUCAUUAUUGAGAUCAUCAUCUCAUUUCUUUUGAUGUUUGUUAUUUGCGGCGUUGCCACUGACAAUAGAGCGAUUGGAGAAUUGGCAGGAAUUGCUGUGGGGAUGACAAUAACCUUAAAUGUCUUUGUUGCCGGGCCAGUGAGUGGAGCAUCUAUGAACCCUGCUAGGAGCAUUGGGCCUGCCAUUCUCAUGCACAUAUACAAGGGACUUUGGGUUUACAUACUUGGGCCCCUCGUAGGGACUAUAUUUGGUGGUUUUGCCUAUAAUAUGAUUAGAUUCACUGACAAACCACUCCGAGAGUUAACCAAGAGUGGAUCUUUUCUUAAAAGCAUGUCCAAAAAAUAG